AUGUAUCAACUUCUUCCGCUAGUUAGUGUAUUUAGCGCUGUAUUUUCCACUUUGCCUGUGGAAAUGUGGUGUCUUAUUUUAAGACUCCUGGAUUCCUCGUCAUUGUUGGCAGCAGCCAGAAGUUCUCCACUUUUCGAACGAGUUGUCGAAGGAGACCCAAUUUUAAAGAAGACGGUCCAGAAAGCAAAGCGAGAUGAAGAGCAAGAAAUUAUGGAACGGUUUACCAGGCCUGGAAUGGCUGCCAGCAUCAGCAGAGAUGAGCAUGCCAUGCUGUUUGGUACGAAUAGACAGAAGAUUGUAACAAUUGCCAAAAGCAAGUAUUCGCUUAGGUGGAGCCCAGCUUUUAAGGACGAUGAAUCUUACUUAUCUGAAAAGUUAAAAGAUGCGAAAACGAUUGUUCGUUCGCGAGGAGCACCGAGUGACAAGUGGGAAGCUAAAGUUGGAGCUCGAGAUACAGAUAGUGCGAAAGAUUUAUUGUUAUAUCGUCGGGAUUUAGAUGGAACAGACCGGCCGAGACAAAUCCUCUCUGAUGGAAGCUAUUAUCACCGUAUUCUAGCUGUUGUUGAGGAGCCUGAAUUUACUGAUGUCAUCAUGAAUCAAACUGUGGCCGCCGGUAGAGCUGCGAAGUUUGCCUGCUCCGUGAAGAACUUGGGAUCUUUCAAAGUUGCCUGGAUGCAUUUUGAACAAUCAGCCAUAUUGACGGUACAUAAUCACGUAAUUACAAGAAAUCCAAGAAUCAGCGUUUCCCAUGAUAAGCACAGAACUUGGUUUCUCCACAUCACCAAUGUACAAGAAGAAGACAAAGGUCGUUACAUGUGUCAAAUCAAUACGGUAACUGCAAAAACCCAGUUUGGAUAUCUAGAUGUUGUUGUUCCUCCUAAUAUCGACGAUUCGCUAAGCAGCAGCGAUGUUAUUGUUCGUGAAGGCUCCAACGAAACACUCUUUUGCAAAGCCACGGGAUUUCCGGAACCCUCCCUUAAAUGGAAACGAGAUGAUGGUGCUAAGUUCAGUAUCAACAAAACUCAUAAAGUGUAUGAGUGUGAAGGAGAAAAAUUGGAACUUUAUAAAAUAUCUCGACUGGACAUGGGUGCAUACCUAUGCAUAGCCACUAAUGGAAUCCCGCCAUCUGUCAGCAAACGUAUUAAACUGAGCGUAGAUUUUCCACCUAUGCUGUGGAUUCCUCAUCAAUUGGUUGGAGCGCCAUUGGCUUAUUCAGUUACAUUGGAAUGUUACACUGAAGCUCAUCCCAGUUCAUUAAACUAUUGGACUAGAGAAGACGGUCAAAUGAUUCAUGAAUCGCGAAAGUACCAUGCGGAAAAUUUAAUUGGUUCACCAACCUACAAAACUCAUAUGACUCUUACAAUCAACAACAUUCAGGAGAGCGACUAUGGUACCUACAAAUGUGUGGCGAAAAAUCCUAGAGGCGAAACUGACGGGACUAUAAGAUUAUACACAUCAGAUCCUCCAACCACCUCACCAAAGCCUACGACAACAGAAACACCCAGUAGAGUGAAAGAUUGGGGACUGAACGACUUAAACAACUCAGUUUAUUGGAAUCCGUCCUCUCUGACCAUACAUAAUGAUAAAGGCCACAACUAUCAGUCCAAUUUGAAUGAAAUAGACAAAUCUGAACAAAAAUCUGGUACCGGUAAUAAUAGCAAAGGAGUUACAUUUAGCGCUACGGACAGUGCUUCCAUAAUUAAAAAUUGUUUGAUUCUUCCGAUUGUGAUUUUCGAAGGAGUAAUGUAUGCACUACUACGGUGAAUGCAUUAAACACAAAGUUACUUAAAUGUUAGGCAUAGAAUUGAAAAUAACGUUAACUGUAAGCUGUGAGCGCUUAAAUGUAAAAUUGUUUAUAUGUAUAAUCUAUUUUAAAAUAUAAAGACUGAGAUUGAUUAGAUUGAAAAUUUAUUGGAAUCACCGAAAUUAUUUCAAAGUAUAGCGUAUUCGAUUAUCUAAUAUUGCACAUUCAAAUAAUCGUUAAAAAUAAUAGGCGUUAAAUAAUGUCAUGAAAUUAAAUAAAAAUUGUUUUACUUUUAGUAAUGUUGCAUUAGGUAAAUGGCAUUACUGAAACUGUAUUUCAAAAUCAAAAUUAAUCAGUGUUAGAACGCACUAUCCUAGAAGAUUAUACAGUACCUUAAGCUGCUAGGUGGAUAUUUUAGAUUUAAGUUAAAACGAAAGCAAUUAAGUGUUUUUCCAAAAAAUUCCAAAAUAAAACCAAUAGCUUCGCAGUUAGUGCCAAAAUCACUAUAGUGCCAAAAAUCAUGCUUAUGGCUACACUCUGUAUAAUCUAAUAGUAGAUUUUUUGCAAAAGUAGAAAUUUGGCGAAAUAUCAUAAGGUGUAGCUUUUCUAAAUAAGUUACAAAAAUAUACAACCGUAUGAUAAAAAAAUUGACGUUUGCUUUGUUGUAAGAAUACUAUUACAGGGUAAAAAAAUCUCCGUUAAAUAACCAUUAUACGAUUCUAGAAGUUUUAAUAUCAAAACAAUGCAUCAAAGGUUGACAUUCUUUUUUAUCUCAUAAAACGAAAAAUUUCAUAUAAUGCUAGUAAUAAUGCACCAUUGCUUACUAUUUUUAUCAUAUGGUAAUUUGGUGUGUAAGUACAAUCUAACAUAAACUUAGCAUUUCGUAAAUAAGUCGUAUUUAAAACUAAGAGUACUUUAAAUUAAAUUAAGACUUACAUACUAACCAGUGAAAGUGGAUUGCAAUUUUGCUAAUUAUUUAAAUAUCGAAACAUGCGAACGAGAAGUGCCUAUUAUUACAGAUUAGUCAUUUUCCAGUAUUUCCAAAAACAGACCUGCAGUAUUUGUGGUCGAAAGCAUAAAAGCUUUAUAGAUUUGACAUUUCCAUGGAAAAUAAAAUUUCAAGAGCCCCUUCUCGUUCUAGAAGAAGUUUUAACAGGGUAUUAGACUUUUUAGAGAAGUCAAAUUAGCUUUAUCAAUAUUUGUCCACUUUCAGUCGGCUAGAACAUGUCAAGAGCUUCUCAAAAAGCUCAAGCGUGGAUGGAAACUUUAUUGGUCUUAAUUUUAUAGCAUUCGAAGUUAAUGUUGAAAUAAUUGCAUCCCAUUGUUAUAGUCAAAAUGUAUUUUUGAAAACUUGUGUUUUAAAUAAGAUGCACUAUUCGAUUAAUUCAUACUUUUAAAAUAUUUUUCGCUAAUAUUUAUUAAAGUAUAUAAUGUGUGUAAAAAUAUAUCAAUAAUCCACUUGCG
Molecule: messenger RNA, 3208 nt
Organism: Dendroctonus ponderosae (mountain pine beetle)
Lineage: Eukaryota; Metazoa; Arthropoda; Insecta; Coleoptera; Curculionidae
Product: lachesin
Exons: 11
Coding region: 1-1764 (587 amino acids)
Cellular component (GO): neuron projection
Molecular function (GO): protein binding
Source: RefSeq, a predicted model, not a curated record